Messenger RNA from Oikopleura dioica, 807 nucleotides. Lineage: Eukaryota; Metazoa; Chordata; Appendicularia; Copelata; Oikopleuridae. The record is from the annotation of a GenBank genome assembly.
AUGAGAGCUUUCAAGUGGGGAGUCCUUGGAGGCGGACAAAUGGGAUACGCUAUCAAGAGUGGAGCUGUGAAAGCUGGGGUGAUUAGAGGAUCAGAUGUAAUUGUAAGCGAUCCUGUCUUCGAAAAAGAAAGCUACGAGGCUAAAUGGAAGAGCUUCGGAGCCAAAUGUAAAGAAGAUAAUAAAGAAGUAAUUGAAAAUGCAAAAUUCAUCCUUUUAUCUGUCAAGCCGCAAAUUCUUCCCGAAAUUGCAAACGAGCUCUCCAAACUUCAAGAGGAUCAAACAGUCAUUUCUGUUAUUGCUGGGCAGAAACUUGACAAACUUGAAAGUUUAUGUGGAAAAGCAAAAGUUGUCCGUGUUAUGGUCAACACGGCAUGUUCAAUCGGACAUGGAGCCGCCGCUCUUUGCGCAAACGAAGCUGUCACGAAAGAAGACUUUCAAGAAAUUCAAGAGUUGUUCAAUGCUACAAAUGGAGCAGUAGAUAUCCUGCCAGAAAAAGGAUUUGAUGCAUUCACAGCUCUUUCUGGUUCAGGAAUUGCCUACGUUUACAUGAUGGCGGAAGCAAUGGCUGACGCAGGAGUUCACGGAGGUUUAUCGCGAGACUACGCUACAAAAGUCGCAGUUCAAACCAUCCUUGGCGCGGCUCAGAUGGCCGCUCAGACAGAAAAACAUCCAGCCGUUUUAAAAGAUGCGGUAACAUCUCCAGGUGGCUGCACAAUGGCCGGCGUGCGGACACUCGAAAAACUUGGCUACCGAAGUUCCAUAAUUGAGGCCAUUAUCGCCACUCAAGAAAGAUGUCAAAACUUUUAA